AAUUCCCAAUCCCACAGCCCAUAGGUAAUAAACGAAAUAGGCCCAAAUAUAAAAUACCCGAUCCAAUCAAUACAAACUAGGGUUCUUCACUCUGUGCCAUUCAUACGGUUGGUGUCGAUUGAUUGUUCUAUCCAGGAGCUGUUUUGUCUGCAAUCUUCAAGCGCUCUUCUUGAUUAUAUUCCAUCAUUAUGGAUGCUCCGAAUGAACUGAGCUACAAACCACCCCCAGAAUUUGAGGAGGUCAAAAAGGAUUCACUUAUCAAUCUUAACAUUAAAGACUCAACUGAGCUCUGGCUUAUACAAUGGCCCUUAAAUCAACAUCCAGAUUUCAAUGGGCAAGAAGUUUCGUUGAAGCUACAUCAUGAUGGGAAUAUGGGCAGCUUUGAGGAUACAUCUGGUAAAUCAUAUGAUGUGGUCAGUUGUAGAGCGCAGGACCCAGAUGCGAUGGUCUUUCUAUCUUCUGAGUCAGAGCCAAAAAUUGCUGGCAAAAUUUCACGGCGUGUUUCCCUUAUCCAUUACCCGGAGCCAAGCGAGCUUAAACAGAACAGCAUAAACUUGAAGCAGACGAUGUCUCAAAGAUCGUCUGGUGCUACUACAUUGACCAAUUCGUCUCGUCGCUUUGCAACUCCUACUCAAAGUACUAGGACACGGAGUAUUAUGAGAGCAGGGAGUUCAUCCAAAUCUACCAAGAGAAAACACAGUGAUGCCCCUUCGAAAUCCAAUGGCCAAUCUAUUCAAGAUUCAGGAAAAAGCGGUCUUAGUGCAUUGACUUCUUCAGGGUCCUUUGAUCAAUCUCAAGAUCAAAAAUCAAAGAAGAAAAGGAAAAUUGAUGGUUGAAGUAUUGGCUUAAGUGUUUUUGCGACUCUUUUACAUUAGUUGUAGAAAAAAAAAAUAUGAGGUUCUUGCCCCAAAGCUAGUGUGCCUUUUAAUGAUUUUUAUUUUAAGUAUAUGUUUUGAUCUGCUUAUUUUUUAUGAGUUUAAUCCCCAAUGGAAUUUCCAUACAGAUGAAAGCUGUCUGUUGAAAAAAUGCAGGAAACUAGGAAUUCUUUGUGCAAUUGCAUGGAUGAGACCAAUACUUCCUCAAAUAUCGAAUGUUAAAUA
Messenger RNA from Lycium ferocissimum, 1100 nucleotides. Its product is annotated as mediator-associated protein 2-like. The record is from RefSeq and is a predicted model, not a curated record. The transcript is spliced from 5 exons. Bases 189 to 836 code for a protein of 215 amino acids. Lineage: Eukaryota; Viridiplantae; Streptophyta; Magnoliopsida; Solanales; Solanaceae.